AUGCCUACCGCCGUGCCCAUCUCCGACGGGCAACUGCCCAAGAAUCCUCCAGACCUCUCCAAGAAGCUUCCAAAGCUCACACCGCGCCGUCGACCACAAGUAAAAGAAGAAGACUCGAAUGCACCACCUCCAACACCAGCACUUCCUGGAGCCCCAAAUCUCGAAAGCCACAAAUACUUCAAGCCAAGUCGAAGAAUUCUAUCUCAACGCGAUCAUGAGCUCUUCCUCUCCUCUCCAACGCACGACCUGAUCGUCAGCUUUGUCUUCCACCUCUCCGACUCUCUUCGCGACCAGACGAUCGGCCAUGUCCAGGACUCCGCCGCCGCUCAAGACCCGGCUAUCAUAGCACUCCUCGCAGUCCUUGACGAGGCGGAGACAUUACUCAAACAACACCCAGCUCUCGACACGGGCUCAAGAUUUGGUAACCCAGCUUUCCGCGACUUCGUGGGCGCUGUGGAGAAUGCACUGCCAGAAUGGCAUGACAAGAUAGGCAUAACGGAUAAGGAUGCACAAAACGAGCUAUCAACGUAUAUCUCAAACUCGUUUGGCAGUAGCAGCCGAAUCGAUUACGGCAGUGGUCAUGAGCUGAACUUCAUUCUCUGGCUGCUAUGUCUGCGACAGCUACACAAAUUGCCAGACUCGACGUUCCCAGCUCUCGGACUGCUUGUCUUCCCACGAUACUUACGCCUCAUGCGCCAUGUGCAGAGUACGUACUAUCUCGAACCAGCUGGAAGUCAUGGAGUCUGGGGUUUGGACGACUACCAAUUUCUGCCAUUCUUGUUCGGAGCCAGUCAGCUGGUCAACCACAAGCACAUUCGACCUUUGAGCAUACAUAACCAGCUCAUCAUCGAAGAAUGCAGUCAAGACUUUCUCUACCUGGAUCAAAUCCAAUGGGUGAACGCGACCAAAACCGUCCAAGGUCUUAGAUGGCAUUCUCCUAUGCUAGACGACAUAUCUUCGGCGAAAUCCUGGGCGAAAGUGGAAAGUGGGAUGCGGAAGAUGUUUUUGGCCGAAGUCCUGGGCAAGUUGCCUGUCGCGCAGCAUUUCUUGUUUGGAAGUCUUUUGCCAGCGUUGGAGGAGAUGAGCAAGGACGCUGAGGAGAGGGUUGGAGACGAGGAUGUGGGAGAAUAUGAGGUCACUGUUGAUGGCAUGAAGCAUGUGCACAGCUCUAGUAGCUGGGGAGAUUGCUGUGGGAUUAAGGUGCCUAGUGCUGUUGGUGCGAGACAGGAAGCUCAAAAACAUGGGUCUGGAGGAGAACUCAGGAGAGUGCCGUUUGAUUGAGAUAUGACGCCUUUCUUUCACGUAAGAUCGUUAAUCGUGUCUAUUUCCUAUGAGCCUACACUAGAGUCCGCAAAUAGCUGUCCAACUCUUAGGCAGUACAAGUAUGGCCUUCAUAUUCUCUGGACACGUUGAUAGCUCGGCUUUCGACUCCCUGCCUCCUCAUUCUCUCCAGUCGAAGUCGAAGCCUGGCAGACAUUACCUUCCCCCUCCUCUCCAACCCAGAAUGCCAGCAUCCGCAGUUAGAGAUGCGAAAAUAUGUAUGUCAGCGAGCCAUGUGCCUGAAAUCCAAGCAUGCAAUUCCCCACCAACCAAGCAUGGGAGAAUUCCAGUCGACCCUCCAUUUCACCUCUCUCUCUCUUUCUCGUCCCAUCAGAAAAUCCUAACAGAAUGAUGACUACUCUCCCUCCUCGCCGCAGGUUCCAAUUCCCGAAUCCUCUCCAAAACAUCACCUUCCCUCCUCGCCGACCAAGCACUCCAACUACAAGUAUUAAUCUCUCUCACACCAGGCGAGAGCGGCGAGGCGCCAGACCCGUAAUACAGCGCCUGGUCAUUAUGAAGUUGUAUAGCUCGAUUGCGACCCUUUUCUCGGUAGAGGAGGUAGGUGAGGAGGGCGAUGAUGAGGAGGAGAGGGAGAGCGAUUCCUACGGCUGUGCCUGCGAUUUCGGGGGAUGUGAAGGAUGAUAUUGGUGAUGAGGCGUUGUUAUUGGUGGUGGUGGUGGUGGGAUGGAGAGGUGCUGUGGGUCGGAGGUCUUUGAUUUCGAAGGUCGUGCCUGAAGCGGCACAGUCGUUUGGGUAGAGACCGCAGGUGAAAGUUGUGUUUGUGCAGGGCAUUAAUGGGCAAGGUUUAUUUGAGGCUUCUGUUCGAGAAGAAG
This is a messenger RNA of Pseudocercospora fijiensis CIRAD86, 2153 nucleotides long. RefSeq lists its product as uncharacterized. The transcript has a single exon. Gene Ontology annotation, biological process: mitotic spindle organization. The coding region runs from base 1 to 1281 and encodes 426 amino acids. The record is from RefSeq and is a predicted model, not a curated record. NCBI's taxonomy places the organism in Eukaryota, Fungi, Ascomycota, Dothideomycetes, Mycosphaerellales, Mycosphaerellaceae. Gene Ontology annotation, cellular component: cytoplasm; protein phosphatase type 2A complex; nucleus. Gene Ontology annotation, molecular function: peptidyl-prolyl cis-trans isomerase activity; protein tyrosine phosphatase activator activity.